AGCUGGUUGGUGCCGACAGUCGCGUUUGCAACGAUCUAGCGAGCGGUAGCCUCCAGCGGAGAGUGAGAAAGGAACCUGAUUUGGAGUAGAAGGAGCUGAAACUAGGACACAACCAGCCCAUAACCAGAAAAAACAUGAGCCAGAAGCAGCUAGACACCGAGCAAUUGCUCUUCGAGGAGAAGCCCCUGCAUGUGCCCUCAUUGCCGGAGCUGCAGAACGUGAUACAGGGUGCCCUGAGUGGCAAUUUCGCCCAGGUGGAGGUCAGUGUGGGUCCUUGUCCGGAUCUGAAGGCACCUCGCUUUGGUCUUGUGGAGAGCGGACUGGGUGGCAAACCCACUCUGCUGGAGGCAGGCGGACCACCAUUCCUGCUGCCCCUUGUCCAGCGGGAAAAGCUGUACAACAUCAAGGAGAUCACCCGUAAGAUUCAAGGUCCCGGUAAGAUCUUUGCCGUGGGAGCUGGUGCCGGUCCCUGGCCCAUCCGCCGCUCCAACUGUGAGGGCAUCUUCAAUUUGUCGGUGAGUGAGAAGGAUGAGCUGAAUAAUGGCAGCUACACGGCCACCGUGAGGGGAGCUCAUGAGGAGUGCGUGCUGGAGAAGAUUCCCCACACCGAACCCCGUUGCGCCCUGCUGCUGAAUCUCUUCCUCAGCCAGGGCAAGCCCGGAGAAGUGCUCAAGAUUAGCGCCAAGCAGCGCACCGGCGAGCAGAACUUCAUCGAGUGCAUCCGCAAGGGAUUGGAGGAGCACUACGGCGACAAGGUGGUGGGUCUGGGCGGUAUCUUUGUGAUCAAGAAAGGCGCUGCCCACCAGCACGUGAUGCGGGACUUUAGCAAGACGCCAAUCAACACGGACGAAGAGGUCAAUGAGUGGCUCAAGUUCUACGAGAUGCCCGCCCAGCUGAAUGCCGUGGGCACACUGGUGACCAAAGAACACGACCUGGAUCUCCGCCUGCAGCACUUCCACUCCUUCUCCUUCAGCAACUGGGGUGGUCACUACCAUUAUGACACCACGCCGGAGACUGUGGAGUACGAGGCGUACCUCAAUGUGGCCGAGCGAGUGGUGCGUGUGGACAAACCCGUGUCUACGCACAAGGUGGGACGCGACUAGAUUUUAUCUUAUUGUAACCGACUUUUUCCAUUGCCUUAAGCCCCCCCCCUCGUAAA
Molecule: messenger RNA, 1159 nt
Organism: Drosophila serrata
Lineage: Eukaryota; Metazoa; Arthropoda; Insecta; Diptera; Drosophilidae
Product: beta-keto L-gulonate decarboxylase
Cellular component (GO): nucleus
Molecular function (GO): hydrolase activity, acting on ester bonds; zinc ion binding
Source: RefSeq, a predicted model, not a curated record